CAGUUCCACCCAAACGCCUUGACCUUGCCCACUGCCCCUCUCCGGCUCGCCGACGCCCAAGAACCCAUCUUUCCUCUCCUUCCCGCCGCCUCCAUCUCCACAGCGCCACCAUGAAGCGCAUCUUCAGACGGUUCUCCCUCGUCGCCGCGGCAGACUCCUCCACCACCGCCUCCGCCGUGGCGGCCUACCGCCAGCUCCGGGCGCCGAAGCAGGCGCCUCCCUCCGGCCGCGCGCGGGUGCCGCAGGGGCACGUGCCGGUGUGCGUCGGCGAGGAGGGCGGGCCCGUGGAGCGGUUCGCCGUGCGCGCGGACCUUCUGGGCCGGCCAGCCUUCGCGGCGCUCCUCACGCGCGCCGCCCAGGAGUACGGGUACGGCCACCCCGGCGCGCUCCGCAUCCCCUGCUCCGUCGCUGACUUCCGCCGCCUCCUCCUCCGCCUCUCCUCCGACGACCCCUCCGCCGCCGCCGAGUGCUAGGCCCCUCCGCUCCGCCCUUCCUUGGCUGCCGCUGGAGAUUCUGUGCUUCAUUCCCCUUCGGACCACUGGGCAGAAUUUCCAUGCACAUACAGAGGCAGGCCGAAGAAGAGGCGCUGGAGUGAAGAUAGGAUGGGGAUUUCGGCGUUUCCUCCUCCAGCUCUGUAGUACAGUAACUUUUUUCUUACUGCAACCUUGAGCUGAAUGGAAGAACAGAACUAAUAGGCGUACCUUUUUCACCCCUUCUAGUUCUAGGAAUUUCAGUGUUAUGUGCGAGUGUGAGGGUGAGGUAGUUUGAGAGUGUAUUUGUCCUCCUAGGCAUUUUGAGGUAUUCUUCAGUGUUAACCAUACAUGUAAUCCUGAGCUGGUUCCAGGAUGCUAUAUUUUUACUGAGGUAAUAGCAACUUUUUAGU
Molecule: messenger RNA, 883 nt
Organism: Lolium perenne
Lineage: Eukaryota; Viridiplantae; Streptophyta; Magnoliopsida; Poales; Poaceae
Product: auxin-responsive protein SAUR71-like
Biological process (GO): response to auxin
Source: RefSeq, a predicted model, not a curated record